UGAAUUCGUGUUUUGACAUUGUAGGUUUUUUUUGGGGAUUCAUUGGGGUUCAGUAUAAUUCAGUAAAGAUGUGCAAUUUAUAGAUAGAUGCAUAAUCAAAAGCAUUGAACUUAUGAAAAAUAUUGCAAAUAUUUAUCAAUGCCAGUGAAAAGGAUGGAGAUUAGAGAUAAAAUAGUAUUGGGAAGACCCAUUAUGAUGGCUUCUGAUGGGAGGAUUACACCAAGUUCAACAACAGCAUGCACAAUUGCAAACAACUUUAACAACUUCAACAACAUCAACACCAUAGCGUCUCAGCCUAUUCCGAAGAUAAUAACACCAAGUGAUCUACAAGCUUUAGUUGGUCCAAGGACAGAAGUAAGAAUUGUCUCCUUUCAGGAAAUACCAAAUAAUAGCUAUGAGCAAUUAGUUAAGGAAGUGGCCGAAGUUAAGGCUGAUGUGAAAAAGGCUCUUUCUGAAAUAUCACAGAUUAAGAAUUUAAUUUGUCAACUGCUAAAUCAACCACAACAUCCAAAUGUUGAAAGUCCAGAACCACCAAUUGUAGUGCCAAUCAGAGCUUCCUUCCCCAUUGACAAUAUCACAGAAAUGUCAGCAAUUGAGAAUAAACUGGCAGAAAAUGAAGACUUUUUCCAAAAUAUGGUGAACGAAUUUACAAACUACUUAGAACAUGAGACAGAAAAUAGAAAUGCAAGAAGUUGCUCUUAUGCCAUUGUUGAUCAAUUUUUCACUCGGGAUUUUUUGCUAAAUUUCACAUGGACCGGAAGUACCCGCAAUGAAGGUGCAAAAUUUGCAAUGAGAACUUUUCAAAAUAUUAUCAAGCUCUUCUACACCGUGAUUAACAAUGCAGCCGAUUCAGCAUGUGACAUGGCUGAAAUUGAAGAUUUCUUUAAAAGCAUCCUCAAAAAUUCACAAAAACGUGUUAGUAGUCUCAAUGGUGAAAGAAAUCGCUGCACGUCGAAUAAAAAACCCAAAAACCAAAAUAUCGUGACAAGUGAUUCCUCUUAUUCUAAAAUUGAUGAUUGUGAAGUUGUUUGCAUUAACGAUGAUGGAAGUGAUAGCAAUACCUAAUAAUUUAGAUUAGAAUAAGUUCUAAGUUCUUUUGUUUCUUUUUUGAAGUUCAAGUUUUUCUCAUUCUUUUUUUUAUUAAGCAUUUGAUAUUUCUCUUGUGAAUUGAUGCGAAAAAAGAUGCAAAAUGUUCUAAAGGAUAGAAAUAUGUAUAUGUAUAAGAUAGAAUGCAAUAUAUGGAUUAAGAUUAUGUUGAAUAUUA
Molecule: messenger RNA, 1264 nt
Organism: Phlebotomus papatasi
Lineage: Eukaryota; Metazoa; Arthropoda; Insecta; Diptera; Psychodidae
Exons: 3
Coding region: 139-1065 (308 amino acids)
Source: RefSeq, a predicted model, not a curated record